CCGAACGGUUCCUACUUCUGCAGCUUCAGAUGGAGCACACGAGGUUAACAAUGACACCAGACCUAGCUGCUGGAUAGCUUGCAGUCAGAACAUGUCACAGUGUGGAAUGGAGCAACGGUCAACCUUUUCUCUUACAUGCCAACAACGGCGUGUAGCAUUUUGAUUGAAACCCAAACAGUUGGGUUUUUACUUUUGUUCCCUCGUUUCAAGUAGGAAGUUGGCAGCUUUUCACGUCCAAAACAAGUCCUCACAUGUUGAUUUGACACAGCAGAAAAACACUUACACUCUGCAUCACAGAGUGGUCCAGCUGACACAAUGGUAGCAGAUGACACAGCAGAAAGUGGGGACAGAUCAGAUGGGGAGAAGAGGAUGGACCUGAAGGAGCCUGCAUCUGAAGACUGGGGAGGACACAAAGAUGGAGACGUAGAGAUGGUUGUCUUUGCUUCGGAGGGCCUGUCUCCCUCCGAAGGUCCCAUAGAGGCAGCCGAGGAGCCCAGAAAGUGGAAAUGGGCCGUAUUUUUCUUGUGCCUCUUUGGAUUUAUGACAUCGAUAAAGCCCGGGGAGCCCUUCAUUACACCGUAUCUACUCAGCCCUGAGAAGAACUUCACCAGACAGCAGGUGACCAAUGAGAUCACUCCUGUGCUGACAUACUCGUACAUGAUGGUGCUGGUGCCAGCCUUCCUGCUGACUGAUCUUCUGCGCUACAAGCCCGUCCUGAUCGUCCAGGGUGUCAGCCAGGUGGUCAUCUGGCUCCUUCUGCUUCUGGGCUCCACCCUCACUGAAAUGCAGUUGAUGGAGGUCUUCUACGGCGUCACCAUGGCCUGCCGCGUGGCCUACUCUUCCUACAUCUUCUCCCUGGUCAGCCCAGCCCUCUACCAGCGCGUGGCCGGAUAUUCCCGCUCCGCAGUGCUCUUGGGGGUGUUCACCAGCUCAGUGCUGGGUCAGCUGUGCAUAUCCCUGGGAAAUGUCAGCUUCUACACCCUCAACGCCAUAUCUUUGGGUUUUGUCAGCUUUGGUCUGGUACUCACGCUGUUCCUGCCCUGGCCUAAACGCUCCCUAUUUUUCCACCGGACAUGGAAUCAGGAGCAAAAGGAAGUGGCAGCAGUAGCCACCAAAUCAGAACUGGACAAAAUAAACCAGCAAGAGAGCGUCUUGUCCUCGGCGCCCCCACUGUGCUCUGCAUCACGCUGGAGGGAUUCGGUCUUUGUUCAGAUGCUGCUGGAGUUGAGAAACGUGGGUAGGAGGCCCAGCCUGAGGCUCUGGUCCCUGUGGUGGGUGUUCAACUCCACAGGGUACUAUCUGGUGCUGUUCUACGUUCACAUCCUGUGGAGCAAAGUCUCCCUGGCCGCUGAGAACAAGAUCAUUUACAACGGGGGAGUGGAGGCAGCUUCUACACUGCUGAGUGCGUUGACCUCCUUCACGGCUGGCUAUGUGAAAAUCCGGUGGAACGUCUGGUCUGAGCUGGUCAUCGGCGUCAUCACAACGCUGCAGGCAGGUCUGCUGCUCCUCAUGGGCACCACAGAGAACAUUUGGGUCUGCUACACGGCCUACGUCCUCUUCAGGGGCUUCUACCAGUUUCUGGUGCCUAUUGCCACGUUCCAGAUAGCCUCGUCACUCACCAAGGAGCUCUGUGCCUUAGUGUUUGGCAUCAACACCUUUUUGGGGACCAUACUGAAGAGCAUCAUCAGCCUGAUCAUUUCUGACAAGAGAGGCCUGGCGUUGGACGUGCAAGCUCAGUUCCUGGUGUACUUUGUUUACUUCGUCAUUCUCACCGUCGUCUACUUUGUCUGUGCCGCUGUGGUCAUCAUCCGUCACUAUAGAACACAGCCCAGGGGAGGAGGCGGGGCCAUGGAACAGGCGGCGCCCACGCAGCUCAGCCCCGUGGCCGCAGUUCCGGAGGCGGAACCUUUGUCGAACGGCAAAAGUGCCAAAGCAUAGUGACGAGAAACGCGUCCGCCUUAAACCGUCUUCUAUCAGUAUCUUGUCUAGAUCCCAGUUUUUGCCACUAAGCUCUUCAGACUCAACGGGAUCAAUCCUUUUAACGCUCUAAUUGUGAUGGAGGGGUUUUAGUGUUAGCCGCUGAGCCUUAAUUAUAGAAGUGCCUCCACUGACACCUGAAGCUCCUGCAACAACACCAGUCAGGAAGACGUCUUGUGUCCGACGUCUCGGGACAGUUCUGUUUUAGUUUUUGAUGAUAGGAUGCUGUAACUGAGAAGAGUAAAUUCUACUUUUUUUUUUUUUUUUUUUUUAAAUAACACCAAGCACUAAGUAUUACUAGGCUUUCACAUUGAGACAAAUCAACUUAAACAAAGAGAGGGACCAUUCAUGUAAUGGCCAGAACUUUGCCUCUUUUUUUCUUUUUGGUAUUUUGUACAGAAAACAAACAGUGACUUUCAGUUAUAACCUCCUGAACUGUCCUGUUUCAGUGACUCAAUGGCUAAUGAUUACUAUGUGACCUCUAAAUAUUACUAAGUGGUGUAGUCUAAUGUAUUAUAGUGGGUAUACUGUACUGUGUGUAUAUAUGGGGGUCUGGGUGGUCUUGCCAGGGAUGUUUUGAUCAUUAAUGACUUCAUUUCCUGUAUUCAGAUACACUUUUAUGCACCAAUUUACAGUGGAAAUACCCUUUUAUUUAGCCUAUGUUAAGAAGAAAACCACAGAUGACCAUUCAAAAUAUAGCAAAACUAUAAUGACAAGUAUGUUGUUGCGUGUCAUUGGGCAUUUUUUUUUUAGUAGGUAUGUGAAAAUCCUGAAGCUUUCAGAUUGGGUAUGCUGCGUAUACCUGCGUAUCACGUAGACUACACCACUGAUGAUACUCUGCUUGUUCUGGUUUGACGGACAUCACACAUUUGAGUUAUUUUUUUAUUGACACUCCUGUUGUAAUAUUACAGUUUGGUUAUGUGUUUGUACCGUUUUGAGAAAAAAAACCGAGACCAUAUUAGUACAAAUUGCUUCUUUUUUUUAUUUUUCAUUUUUAGAUACAGGGUUUCCUUUCUGUAUUGAUAAUAAUCAUAUCUCAUUGGUAUAAUAGGAUUUGGAAGGCUGUCAGAUUAUAUUGGUUUAUUUGAAGCUGAAAACUGCAGAUUUUAUGCAGUGUGUUAUGUAAUGUAAUUAAUGCUGCUAAAGUUGCUCUUUGUGAUUUAGCAGCAUCAGAAUAUGUUUGAGUUAUCCCUAUUUGAUACCUUGAAACAGGCUGCAGAAUGUGUUGCUUUGGAGAACUCUCAUUAUGUGCUUAAUUGACAAUCUAAAUGCACACCACUGAAGUGGUUAUAAAAUGUGAUAUUUCUUUUCAGUGUUGAUUUUCAGCAGUAUGCCAGGUGACAGGAUGACAAAGCACCUGUCAGCAGUACUGCUGCCUUUGACUCUAUUUUUCACUGUGUAUUUUAGGUCCAAGUAUGGCUGUUUUUUGUUUUGUUUUUUAAUUUACAAUCAUCAAAAACAGCAGAAAGCACUUGUAAUGGUUCUGUAGAGAACAGAAAUACUGUGUAAACAUAAAAUGUCCAUCUGCUUUCAGCAGGGGAUCUUUCUUACAAUAGACACAAGAGUAGUGACUAAGGUUUGAGUUGGAUUGUACUUACAUUAAGAAGAUAUUUUUUAAACUUGAUUGAAAUAAUUGCUGCAAUUUAAAAAAUGUAACUGUGAAUCUGUCUGAAUGCUGUAAAAAGAGGAAAAACUGACAUUAAUGUUUAUUUUGUAGUCACAAAUAAAUUGCA
Messenger RNA from Perca flavescens (yellow perch), 3710 nucleotides. RefSeq names its product solute carrier family 19 member 1 (gene slc19a1). Gene Ontology annotation, cellular component: basolateral plasma membrane; plasma membrane; apical plasma membrane. The coding region runs from base 316 to 1938 and encodes 540 amino acids. Gene Ontology annotation, molecular function: folic acid binding; folate:monoatomic anion antiporter activity. The record is from RefSeq and is a predicted model, not a curated record. The transcript is spliced from 6 exons. Gene Ontology annotation, biological process: folate transmembrane transport. NCBI's taxonomy places the organism in Eukaryota, Metazoa, Chordata, Actinopteri, Perciformes, Percidae.